AUACAAUUUAUCUAAUUAGGCCUCUGAAAAAUUUGAAACAAUUUGUAAAGUAAGAACUUAGUCUGAUACAAUUUGUUAAGCAGCCUUUACAAUUUGUUUCAGCACACAGAUGGAGGAGGCACUAAACAUCCAUGAUGCUCCGUGUAACAGUGGGAGUGUUUCCACAUCCAGUGAGGCAUCACAAAGACAUCUGCACAAUCAACUUAAACCAAAGAAUGAACAGACGAGUGCCAAAAAACAUGGACUCCAUGAAUUGAAAUUGCACCGUGAAAUUGGGUUAUCUUACCAGGUUUGGGAUAUAGCUGUUAUGGACAACAAUGCAAUUGCUCUGGCCUCAAAGAACAGGGGGUUAUUUCUAUGUAAACCCCCAGAUUAUAAGAUGGAACUGAUAUGUGAUAUCCCAACAAAGAAAAUAACAGCUCUUAAGGAAAACCAUCUUGCAGCAGUGAAAGAGAAUCACUUUAUAAUAGUGAUACUUGAUGAGUUGGGUGAAAUUCUCUGCACCCUCGACUGUAUCGAUGAUCCAUAUUCAAUAGUGGCAACACCUGAUGAUCAACUGAUAGUACAGCACAAGGGUAAAGAUGGCAAGUAUCCAAACCAAUUAUCCACAGUUGACCAUAGAUCCAACAUGGUAUUAUCAACUAUAGAGGUCAUAUCUAUUGACGAUUGGAAAUGCAGCAUCGCGUGCAACUCACAGGGUAUAAUAAUCAUAGCUUUCGGGUGGACCAAUCUUGAAGACACUAUUAUCGGGGUCAAUAGUGAUGGGGAAAUCAUUUUCCAGUAUAAGAGAUCUGAUGGUUACCCGCUUGAUGGGGUUUGGACAACAUGUAUCGACCGACGUGAUAACAUCAUAAUUCCUUGUAGAGAAAACAACAAGCUCCAUAUCUUGAAUUCCCAAGGUCAACUCAUGAAGCUUUAUAACACAGAAAAUGUGUCCAUAGAACGACCACACAUUGUAGCCACUGAUAAACAAGGACAUCUCAUCAUUACAAAUCAAGUGAAGGGAAGUAAGAUGUUUAUCGUGGAUUACAUGCACCUGGAGUAGAAAUCCUGGAGAGUAACAUUGAAAAGCAUACUCAAGGAUGCAAACAAAUAUUCAACAGGAUGCAGGACCAAAGCGUUAUAAUAUGGGGAGACCACUAAAUAUGCUUCAAAAUCUGGAUGGGACAAUCCUGGAGCAUGUUUAUCUAGUUAUUUAUCCUGCACAUUAUAUAGACAUAAUAUCUAUAGAAACUAGAAAAUAUUUGAACAUGUAUUUAUAACUUGGUAAAUGUAAAAUUCAUCAUUGUACAAUUAGUGUAUUUUGGUGAAAUAGAACAUGAAUGUCAAUUUGUCAAGGUAGUUAUUUGGAAAAAUCU
Owenia fusiformis is the source of this 1358-nucleotide messenger RNA. The record is from the annotation of a GenBank genome assembly. Lineage: Eukaryota; Metazoa; Annelida; Polychaeta; Sabellida; Oweniidae.